AUAAUUAUCAAGCGUGUUGUUCACAGGCUUCAGUCCACCUCAAAACCUCCUAUAAAUCUUCCCAGAAAGCAAAGUCCACUCCAAACACUCUGCCAACUUUUGUUCUAAGAUCCAAAGGUUCACUAAGAUUCAUAAAGUUGUUAGCUUUUUAUAGUUCUUAGUUGCAGAGCUUGGGUAUGAUCAUGGGGAGUUUGGUGGACUUCACUAGCAUGGGAAUGAAGUUCAAUGGGUGUGUGAACAGAGUGAAGAAUGGAGCUGUUGGUAGUGUGGAGAGUGAACUUUGGGGUGAAUGUUUGGGAAUGAAGUUCAAAGGUGGGAGCUUUCAGAGCAAAUUGGGAGGGAGUGAUAGAUGUGGGAGUUGGGAUGGAAAGGGUAGGAAGGGAGUGACAUUCAAUGUUCUUACUUCAGAUGUUAAUCAGGAGACUAUGAUCUUUCAGGCUCCUAUGUUUGGGACUAAGAUAGCAGAUCCUAAGAGUGUUGCUUCUAUUAUUCUUGGUGGUGGUGCUGGAACUCAGCUUUUUCCUCUUACUAGUACCAGAGCUACUCCAGCUGUUCCAAUUGGUGGUUGCUAUCAACUCAUCGAUGUUCCGAUGAGCAACUGUAUCAACAGUGGCAUCAACAAGAUAUUCAUCAUGACACAAUUUAAUUCUCAAUCCCUUAAUCGUCACAUUUGCCAUACAUAUCAUGGAGGUAGCAUCAGCUUUGGGGAUGGAUUUGUUGAGGUAUUAGCAGCAACUCAAACACCUGGUGAAGCAGGAAUGAACUGGUUUCAAGGGACAGCGGAUGCUGUGAGGCAAUUCAUCUGGGUCUUCGAGGACACCAAGAAUAAGAACAUAGAGCACAUACUGGUUUUAUCUGGCGAUCACUUGUACCGUAUGGACUACAUGGACUUUGUGCAAAAACACAUUGACUCCGGAGCUGAAAUUACAGUUUCAUGUGUGCCAAUGGAUGACAGUCGGGCAUCUGACUGUGGAUUGAUGAAGAUUGAUAAGACCGGCCGGGUUAUUCAAUUUUGCGAAAAGCCGAAAGGUGCUGAUUUGGAAGCUAUGAAAGUGGACACAAGGAUUCUUAGACUGUCUCACCAAGAAGCGUUAAAGUACCCUUAUAUUGCAUCAAUGGGAGUGUAUGUGUUUAGACGAGAUUUUCUUCUAAAGCUUCUUAGGUGGAACUACCCAACAUUGAAUGAUUUCGGGUCUGAGAUCAUUCCUGCGGCUGUCAAGGAGCACAAUGUUCAUGCAUAUGUAUUCAAUGAUUACUGGGAAGACAUUGGAACAAUUAGACCAUUCUUUGAUGCAAAUUUAGCUCUCACAAGUCAGUCUCCCAAGUUUCAGUUUUAUGAUCCAAAGACUCCCUUCUUCACUUCCCCUCGAUUUUUACCCCCAACCAAAAUGGAUAAAUGCAAGAUUACAGAUGCUAUAAUUUCACACGGGUGCUUCUUACGAGAGUGUGCCGUUCACCAUUCAAUCGUAGGAAUUCGCUCACGUUUGGAAACUGGUGUAGAACUCAAGGAUACCAUGAUGAUGGGUGCCGAUUACUAUGAGACUGAGCUUGAGAUUGCAUCUAUGCUUUUAGAGGGUAAGGUUCCUAUCGGCGUGGGGGAAAAUACUCGAAUCAGGAAUUGCAUUAUCGACAUGAACGCGAGGAUUGGAAAAAAUGUGGUGAUUGAAAACAAAGAUGGUGUCCAAGAGGCCGACAGACCAAACGAAGGCUUCUACAUUCGAUCGGGGAUCGUGAUAAUAGUAAAGAAUGCAAUCAUCAAGGAUGGCACCGUCAUGUGAUGUUUAUCAGAAGCUGCAAAUCAUCGACAUAAUGAAGGAAAUCCCACAUUGAAGGUCAGAAAUCUUAAUGCUGUACAAUAAUGGCCACCUUCAUUGAACCUGCGUAGCGAUCGGGGAUUGAUAUAUGAAUAAUGUUGAGACAGCAUGUCCUCUUAUGUAAAAAUUAGUUGGUUUCCAUUUCCUGUUUGGCGAGUGAUCAAUAAAUGUACUAGCAGCAUGUUUCUUGGUCCUGUGAAAAGAAUUAUCUGGUACAAUAAUUUCAAAGCUGCUACCAAUGUUAAAUAUCAUCAAUUUCCAGUCUGUCAUUAUAUUA
Messenger RNA from Dioscorea cayenensis subsp. rotundata (Guinea yam), 2091 nucleotides. RefSeq names its product glucose-1-phosphate adenylyltransferase large subunit 1-like. Gene Ontology annotation, biological process: glycogen biosynthetic process. The record is from RefSeq and is a predicted model, not a curated record. Gene Ontology annotation, molecular function: glucose-1-phosphate adenylyltransferase activity. Bases 177 to 1778 code for a protein of 533 amino acids. Lineage: Eukaryota; Viridiplantae; Streptophyta; Magnoliopsida; Dioscoreales; Dioscoreaceae. The transcript is spliced from 15 exons.